Lolium perenne is the source of this 4688-nucleotide messenger RNA. RefSeq names its product switch 2. The record is from RefSeq and is a predicted model, not a curated record. NCBI's taxonomy places the organism in Eukaryota, Viridiplantae, Streptophyta, Magnoliopsida, Poales, Poaceae. Gene Ontology annotation, molecular function: ATP binding.
CUCCACGAGCGCGUUGAGUUAACUUGGGGCCCAUCCACAGGUCGGUUUGAGGGAGAUGGUGCUCUUUGACUUUUCUUUCGCAUCUCUCUCGAAUGUUUCCCUUCUCGCGUCUCUAGCUCCUUCUCUCUAUCUGUGGCAGCGGCGAAGAAUCCAGCGGCUAGGCGGCCUCUCCUCUGGACAUGAGUGGCGGCGGCGAAGCAUCUGGCGGCCUCUCCUCUCUCUCUCUCUCUCCCUGCCCCCUCUCCUCUGUACAGGAGAUAGAUUCCCUUCUUCAUCGGCGACGGCCGCCGCGCACGCCUAAUGGGUGGGGAGGAGAGGCAGCACGAGAUCCCCGUAGAGUCGUGCCUCCCAUCGGAACUAGAGGGAGGGAUGGAGAGCGUCAGCACUCUUGCCGGCCAGCCGGCUGGAGGAGGGAGCCGGUAGCCGAAGGAGGGGCGACGCUAGCCAGGCACGAUGGUGGCCGGAAGUUCCGCCGUUUUUCAGGGCGCUUGGACAAGGGACUCGAGGACCUCCACUGCCUCCUCACCCUAUGGGUCUGGAAGGAGGAUGGAGGGAGCAGCGGUUGCCCUCUUCCCGGCCGGCGGGUCUGAAUCGGUACUAGGAGAAUAUGGUGAGAAUGGCGUCGGGUGGAGGGGAUUCGGGAUUGGUGGAACUAGCCGCUGUGUCUCCUCUCUCCCAAUUUCACGCCGGUGGUGCACGGGGCCGGGGCGUUGACGCGGUGCGCGCGCGUCAAAAAGAGCGCGAGACCAGAGUGGCCGACCUACUGGCGAUGGCCGCCCUGCUCCGUAAAUUCAGGUAGGGCACCACGGCCGUCAAGGACCCGAUCCCCGGAUCGGGUGGUAAUCCAAUGUCAUUCUCUUUGCCGUGAGAUCAAUGGGUGUCAGCCGCCUUCAUGUGCCCUCCUUCCACAUGGUGCCAGACAGCAGUGUCCGCAACAGAUCGGGAGAAAUUGGAGAAGAGAUUCCCGCAGGCUCCAUCCAACAGAAGAAUCACAACGCCACCACCACAAACUGAAAAGGAUGUGAAGCUCAGACUGUUCAAAGAGGCCGAGCAGGCUCAAGAAUAUGUACACUAAAAGCUCCUUUGCAGAAAGGAAGAGCUGAGAGCAAGCUUUCCAUCUUCAACACAUAGAGAAGUGGGACAAAACAGUAGGAGAGGCGUGCAUGGACCAGCACCAACGAAGAGCGGCCACAAGCGUGUAUUGGGGAGGUUCGUCUGUCAACCGACGACAACAAGUAUAGGCGCGAGGACGUGGGCUUGAGGAGAACCUGCUCGAUGAGGUUGGUCUGUCGAGGAGCUUGACUGCAAGAUCCUCAUCUCCGUCUGCUGCAAGAGUAAGGGAAGAAGCAGAGGGAAAUCUCGAAGGUACUCAAGAUUAUUUGAUAGGUAUUAUUUAGUUUAUUCAUAUCUUGGAUAAUAGUUUGGGUAUGAACUUUGAGUGCAUCUUAUCUCAUCUUAUUAUAAUAUGAGAAGAAUAUGUACUAACUACUAAGGAUUUUGUAUGAUGACACGAUGAUUCAGAGUUGAUGGAGUCGAGAUAAGCAUAGCCCCGUCACAUGCUUGGUAAGAUGAGACUAUGCUUUGGUGUGCAUCAUUUGAGGGGUUUCCUCCGCAUACACCUAUGUGGGAACAAAAUUGAGAUGUAGGGUAUUAUUAUGCAUUUCGUAUUUAGCUGCAAAUUUAGAUUUGGGAGGUUUACUACGGUUUUCAUUCCCCAAAUUCUUUCCAUAGAAGGAAUUUGACACCAUUGGUAUAUAUCAAGUAAAAUGAUCACACCUCUACUAUUCAGUUGAGAGGUUAUAGUAUACUAAAGAAAGAAUUUGGCAGCUGUGCCAACACAUAAUAUCAAUGCAUUUAGAGUUAAGUUGAAAUACACAGAACUUCUUUCUUUUGUUUUGAGUAGUCUGAAACAUCUGGAGAAGCUGAGAGCUAAAUUCAUUUGCCUGAACAAAGAAACAAGGUAAAUUACGGCAGAGUUGUGAGAGAAAAAAGUGACAUGUGUUUAGGUCCUAAAAUUGCACUCACUUUAUUUGUGAACUUACGUUCUAUUUCUUAGGAAUGUUGGCUCUUCGUCGCGCAAGUUGUAUCCAAAUGUUUGUUUCAUCUCGGGAAUGUUGGCUGUUCGACACGCAGGUUGUAGGCAAAUGGUUGUAAUCCUUCGUGCUCCUUAGCUGGAUACACAUGUUGUUCAAGGGCAGAAGAGGCAUGUGACUUUUGGUGCUCUGGUAGGCAACUAAAUAUCUGGCAUGCAGACAGAUAACUUUGGAGGAUAUUCAAAUGAGCCGGUUCCCCCAUCAAUUAAUUGCAGGCUACUUGCACACCAGAGGGAUGGCGUGAAAUUCUUAUACAAUCUGUAUAGAAACAACCAUGGUGGCGUGCUUGGAGAUGACAUGGGUUUGGGAAAGACCAUUCAAACAAUUGCUUUUAUGUCCUCUGUUAUUGGAAAAGAUAAUGACCAUGGCGAGAAAUUAGCAGACAAUGGAAAGAAGACCGGUCCUGUACUCAUCCUCUGUCCCACUUCUGUAAUUCGAAAUUGGGAAAAUGAAUUUUCUGAGUGGGCCAGUUUUUCUGUUGCUGUCUAUCAUGGUCCAAAUCGUGACUUAGUUCUUGAAAAAAUUGAAGGUCAAGGACUAGAGGUGCUCAUUACCAGUUUUGAUACUUUUAGAACUCGUGACAAGGUUUUAUGCGACAUCCCAUGGGAACUUGUGGUAGUUGAUGAGGCCCACCGUCUCAAGAAUGAAAAAUCGAAGUUAUAUACAGCUUGCUUGGGAAUUACUACACAAAAACGCUUUGGUCUCACUGGAACCAUAAUGCAGAAUAAGAUAAUGGAAUUAUUUAAUGUGUUUGACUGGGUCGCACCUGGUUGUUUGGGGGACCGAGAACACUUUAGAGAAUAUUAUGAUGAACCCUUAAAACAUGGCCAGAGAUUAAGUGCUCCUGAGAGAUUUGUUCAAGUUGCUGAUAAGCGCAAGAAGCACCUUGUCUCUGUUCUGAGGAAAUUCCUGUUGAGAAGAACAAAAGAGGAGACUAUUGGACAUCUCAUGCUUGGGAAGGAAGAUAAUAUUGUUUUCUGCAGAAUGAGUGAUGUUCAAAAGCGUGUUUAUAGAAGAAUGCUGCAACAGCCUGACAUACAAAUCCUUGUAAAUAAGGAUCUCCCCUGUAGCUGCGGAAGUCCUCUGACUCAGGUUGAGUGUUGCAAGAAAAUUGAACCAAAUGGCAUUAUCUGGUCCUAUCUCCACAGAGAUAAUCUGGACGGCUGUCCUCUAUGCCCCUUCUGCCUUGUUCUUCCUUGCCUUGUCAAGCUUCAGCAGAUUAGUAACCAUCUGGAAUUGAUAAAGCCCAAUCCAAGGGACGAGAUCGAAAAGCAGAAGAAAGACGCUGAGCUUGCGGCUGCUGUGUUUGAUACAGAUAUUGAAUUAGUUGGCGGUAGUGCUAAAAGUGAAAACUUCAUGGGUCUCAGCGACUCAGAACACUGCGGAAAGAUGCGUGCACUGGAAAGACUUAUGGUUCUAUGGACUCUAGAGGGUGACAAGAUUCUUCUUUUCAGCUAUUCUGUCAGGAUGCUUGACAUACUAGAGAAGUUUCUUAUAAGGAAGGGUUAUUGCUUUUCUCGCUUGGAUGGAUCAACCCCCAUGAAUGCACGCCAGUCGCUCGUUGAUGAGUUCAACAAAAGCCCUAGCAAACAGGUUUUCCUUAUAUCUACUCGGGCAGGCAGUUUAGGUGUUAACCUUGUGAGUGCUAACCGUGUGGUGAUAUUUGAUCCUAGUUGGAAUCCUGCUCAAGACUUGCAAGCACAAGACAGAUCCUUUCGAUAUGGACAGAAACGGCAUGUCACAGUAUUUCGCCUACUUGGAGCUGGUUCACUAGAAGAACUCAUUUAUUCUCGACAGAUAUAUAAACAGCAGCUUUCUAACAUUGCAGUCUCAGGGACAAUAGAAAAGCGUUACUUUAACGGUGUGCAGGAUGAUAAGAAAUUUCAAGGUGAGCUCUUUGGGAUCUGCAAUCUGUUCCGUGACUUGUCUGAUAAGCUUUUCACUAGUGAGAUUAUUGAGAUGCAUGGAGAACAUGAGAAAGAUAAAACAUCUGAAGCGACAGGGAUAAGAGAAAUAGUCGACACUGAUUUAUUUGGCACACAAGAGAAAAUGAAAUCUCCCACAGCAGCAAUAGGUGAUGAAAAUCAGACAUUGGCUGACUGUGGAAUAGUGUAUGCUCACCGGAACGAGGAUGUUGUCAACACGAGGACACAGGAACACAGCGAAAAAGAUGACGGUGCUACUGAAGAAUGUGUACAGAUCCUCUCCGAGGGCCUGCAGAGUAAGAAGCAAAUAAAGCCCACGACCAGGGCGAACUUUUGCUCAGUGGAGGAACAGAAACGGAAGGAGUUCAGCCGCGUUGCAUCUUCUGUUGGUAUGAACGACCUUGAGUUCAGCAAGUGGUUGCUAUCCGUCUCACCUCUGCAGCGGCAGCAAGUACUGGACAAUCAUAGGAAGAAAAGGAGUAGUAUAAUCAAGCGUAAAUGAUGCGAGCCUUCAGAGUAUUUUCUAUUCAUACUUUCUGAUGGACCUUCAGAGUAGUGUAGGGGUUUCACGUAUGUUUGGAUGUCUGUAAAGGUGUUUAUGCUUUUCUUUAGGGGAGGCCUCGACACUACUUUAAUUUAAUGGUUUAUGCUAAAUCAUAGCUAGCUCUUU